CUCGGUUUCCCCGCUCCUCUGCGCCCUUCCACCGCCGUGGGACUCCCCGUCGUGCACCGACCGACGCUCCCCGCCCACGGUCCAGACUCCCCGACCUGCCUCGGAGCUGGACCCGGCGCCGACUUCGCGGAAGAAAGUGGAUAAAAUGCCUAUUGGGUAGCAGCUGUUGGAGGACCCUGACGACAUGAGGCUGUUGGAGCAGUGCCUUUGAACCAUCCUUCAGUCCUGGACCUUACAACCUCAGGCUAAUUUGGUGAGAAAACAAAGAGAACUCAAGUCAUUUAAGUGGAUAUUCACCAGUAUAUCUUUACUCACAACCAAAUAUAUAUGUUGGGUAAAGGAGGAAAACGGAAGUUUGAUGAGCAUGAAGAUGGGCUGGAAGGCAAAAUCGUGUCCCCCGCUGAUGGUCCAUCCAGGGUGUCUUACACCUUACAGCGCCAGACUAUCUUCAACAUUUCCCUUAUGAAACUGUACAACCAUAGGCCUCUGACGGAGCCAAGCUUGCAGAAGACUGUUUUAAUUAACAACAUGUUGAGGCGGAUCCAGGAGGAACUCAAGCAGGAAGGCAACCUGAGGCCUCCAUUUACCCCCUCUUCCCAGCCCAGCGACUCGCUGAGUGACAGCUACCGAGAGGCACCACCUGCCUUUACCCACCUGACCCCACCUUCUGCUCACCCCUGUGACCUAGGAAGCACUACGCCCUUGGAGGCCUGCCUCACCCCUGCCUCACUGCUCGAGGCCGACGAUGACACUUUUUGCACUUUGCAGGCUGUGCAGCCUGCAGCUUCUACCAGACUCUCCGCUCCAGCCCUUCCUCCAGAAAAAGACAGCUUCUCCUCUGCCCUGGAUGAGAUCGAGGAGCUCUGUCCCACAUCUACCUCCACAGAGGCGGCGGCGGUAGCACCAGACAGCUCAAAAGGGACCCCUGGUGAGUCCCGCAUCCAGAAAUCAGAGGGGCCCCAGGAGGGCCGCACAGAUGACUCAAGACUCCUGGACUCUCUGCCUGGGAAUUUUGAAAUAACAACGUCCACAGGUUUCCUGACAGACUUGACCCUGGACGACAUCUUGUUCGCUGACAUUGAUACAUCCAUGUAUGAUUUUGACCCCUGCACGUCUGCAUCGGGGACAGCCUCAAAAAUGGCCCCUGUGUCAGCCGAUGACCUCCUCAAGACUCUGGCUCCCUAUAGCAGUCAGCCAGUUGCCCCGAGUCAGCCUUUCAAAAUGGACCUCACAGAGCUAGACCACAUCAUGGAGGUGCUCGUUGGGUCCUAAGACCUGGGGACCCAGUGACUGCUCCCACCCAGGCCCUGCAAGCGUGCCCGCGACCCUGACACUUCUCCGCACUGUGCAUGCACCCUUGCUUGCCUUUUUCAGAGAAAACGAAAAUUUUACGAAAGUAUCACACUAGAUUUGUUUUGUUUUGUUUUGUUUUGUUUUUUGAGCAGAGUUGGAGUGCCUUCAUCCGAGUAUGACCACUUUUAAUAUGCUUUUCUGAAUGGCUCCUCAAGAGACCUACCGCCCUGGCAUAGGAGAGAAUACAUUUGAAGACAGUGUGUUGCUAAGUCGAAUGAUGAACAUAAACAGUUCAAGAGAAGCACAAGGAUUAAGUUGGAAAAGCUGUAAAUUGCAUGUGCAUAUUUGUCUAUUUUUUCUAUAAGUUUUAUUGCAAGAGGUAAAAAAGAAAAAUAUAUAUAUUAUUUAGAUAAUCUCAGUACCUUUUCUGGCAUUUUUGCCCUGUAUAGGUUGACUUGGCAAUUCAGCCUUUUUAGAGGCAUUAACUAUUCCUCGUAAGUGUUGCAUUUACAUGGCUGUUUAGAAAAUUGCUGCCCAAAUUUAUUUUAUAUUUUUGUACAGAUUCUGCAGUUUAUGAUAUUGUUUUUCUAAAAACAAAUGCUGUUUAUACAUAUGAGAUAGCUAUUUUGAUAGGAUUUGCUCACAUAGUUCCUGCAAACUUAAGAUGUACAAGUUGCACUUGUACUUUUAUAGAGUCGUAAUGUUUUAUAUGUGUAUGGUGCAAGAGAAAAUUGGAUCAAAUCAAUCUGCAGUUGAUAUCCCCAAAUGCAGACACACUCAGACACACACAGCACUUAAGAAAGGGCCAGACAACACCCAAAUUUCACAAGCACCAGCCCCUCACAAUCACCCGCCAGUACAGCAACUUCCAAAGCCAUAGCCCCAUCUGCUCAUCAAACUCACAUUAAGCAGUUGGCAGGGAGAUGGCUGCGGAGCUUGGGGUUGAAGUGAUGAUCUCCUUAGCUCCCUCUUUCUAGCAAAGGCUAUUAUUAUCUUACUACUUAAGGUUGUAUUUAUGCCAAGUUUGCUCUUUUAAUUGUUUUUAUUUUUUUUAAAUAAAAACUCAAAUCUUUCCCUUUUGGCAUAACUUUUAUGAUGAGACCACAAUUUUAUGUAACAGAGUUUAUGACAGCUCUUCAUGGAGCCGAGCCCUGCUUCAGGACCUGGGGCUCGUAAAGAAGAAAUCCCCCCAGAAGGCGUACGUCAUGUUGCUAACCUGCCUUUUCCCGUGUCCUGUCCCUAGAGCUUUUGUUCCCUGUUGCCAAGAGCUGCAAAUGGCAUCUUCACGAUCACCACAGUGAGCUCUCAGCUCACCUCCGCCAGCCGGGAUGCACUCUUCCGACAUCUGUGACUCUUUGUCACCCUAUGUCACGACACCCAGUCUUGUUGCUUUCUCUAUCAGCUGCUGGUUUAACUACACCUUCCAAGGCUGUUCUACCCAGAUACACAGACAGGAAUUUCUAUGCAUGUUUCUGCCGCUCUCCCUGUCUCCCACCCCCGGACACCCUUAAGAGAUAACUUUUUAGUCCCAAUGAUAUCCAUUUACUUUAAAGAGGUUGUUCUGUUUGUUUUUCCAGUGUAUCAUGCUCGUUGCUGAGAUCUAUUGCCUUUUCUGUCUCCAUGUUUCUUUCUCUCAGUGGUACUUCCGCUACUGAGUGCAGGUUGCAGCCCUAUAUUGCGAUGCAGGCGGCUUCUUUAGGAAUUAACUUUCGUAUUUAUUUAAAAUUUUUUAAAUUAUGGGGUUUUGUUUUUGUUGUUGAUGUCUUUGUUGUUCGUCAUUUGUCAAUAUUUAGUCACCAAUUCUGCUCACUUCUUGCCAUGGAUAAAAUGAGGUCUUUCUGGCCAAUUAAAAGAUAACUUUAUAAGUGGCACUUUAAACAAGCCAUAGAUAAUUUAUUUUCAUAAUGCACAUGGCAAGCAACUGCACUGGUGGUGAAGGAACUGCUCGUUUAAGUAAAAGAUCUGUGUAUGAUAUGAUUAAAUCUUUUUACAUUCUAAUUUACCUUUUCCCCACUUGAAUGUGUUUUAAAGGCUAAUUAUCAACUCGGUAGAGCAGUGAGAAACUGAUCAAAUUGCACUUGUUCUCCUGCAAGCACCCUCUCUCUAUAUAUACACUUCUUACUGUUAACAGAUGUGUCCUGUCCUUCGAUGUAGGACCAGGGACCAUAUGAUAGGGUGAGGGUUGUUGUUAAUGCUUCCAAGUGUCACUGUGCCUCUCCGUUUUAAGAGCUUCCCGUUGUAGAGAACAGGUGUGCCGGGACUCUCUGUUUUACAACUGGAGUACCCUAGAACUAGACACAUGCCACACACAUCUACAUACACGUGCAUAUACAGUAGUGUUGAUUAUUCUGAAAAAAAGUGGCAUAACACAGUUGAUUGCCUUUGUCAAAAACUGAUUUACAGUAACUUAGAGCGACUGUACUUUGGUUGGAUUAGCAAAUUAUGUGUUUAAACAAUCCCGUAUGUUAGGCAACAGUUCAAACAAGCACAGAAGCAUUGCCCAGACUUGGUUCUCUGAGUCUCGUGUAUUUGUAAGACCAGGCUUCAAAAUCAAAUCAGAACCCCUCAACAACAGCAGGCAAAUGCUUUUCAACUCUGACACCUUUGCCAUGAAUUCUUAAGAUGUACAUGGGAAAUUAAUGACCCACUUUCAGAGAGAGCAAACUCAUCAAAAGUCAACACUUGUCUGUGCCCUAUUUAUAUUAAAUGAUGUCCCAACAGGAAGAGUAGGAGCCAGAGCAGGCUCUCCAAGUCCCAGUCUGUGUGUGGGAUGCACUUCCCGACACGUCCUGGCAGCAGAGCCAGGCAGGCAGCCUGAGAGGCCUCUCGGCGGUCUGGGCCUGAAGAGGCAGUUCCUGACAGUGAUGUGCGAUGAAGGGACAAAGUGAGAGCAGAGCCUGAGAGCUUCAAAUUUGAAGUUUCCCCAUAAGUUAUUUAUUCCUUUUUUUUUUUGCUGUGUAAAUAUAUUUAUUUUACUGUGGAGCUCUAACAACAUCUGGGUGGUAACGUGCAGAAUGCAUGAUAGGAAUGUAUUUCUUGUAGGAAUGUAAAUUUGUAUUAAAAAGGGAGCCAAGCCAGGCCCCCUGGUCUUCUCAUUGAAUGCACAGUCCACGUUCAUUUUUACUCUUGUCUCCAAAUGGGUCUGUUUGAAAUAUGCAAAAGGUAUGGAUAAGGGAUGUUUUAAUACCUCCAAAUUUUUAAGAAAAUCAAGCAUCAAAGGGUUGAUAUUUUUUAAAGUUUUCUGUGUAGCACUUUUCGCUUGAUGACAGAAGGGGUAACACAUGGGCACCCACCUUCAUACCAAAGGGUGAGCAAUGGCCACAAUCUCCCACACCGCUCAGGUGUCUUUAGCAGUUGAGCUUUUGAUGGCCAUAGCCCCUUGAAGUGCCCACCACCACCCUGAUGUCAAUCAAGGAAAAUUUCUUUUAAAAAUUAGCUCCAAAGAGCCAAAGUAUCAACUCACAGAUCAUUUUUAAAGCUUAAACUCACCACCUUUGCAGUAAACAAUGCAUUCGGAAUACUGCAAGGGCAGCCUUCUCAAAUGACAGAUACAAGAGCUUCCACUCUGUGCAGAGGUUGCUGUUGUCGGUAUAAGUUGUCUUAAUGUCAAAAUCUUGCUCUUACAAAUUGGACCUUUAUAUGUUUCCUGAAAAUACCAGAAAGAGCAUAUUUGACUUGUCCUAGCUGUAAAUGGUUGACUUCCUGUACCUGCCCCGCACCUGGAUGCCAGCAGGUGCGCAUCUGCUUGCGUGCGAUUGUUUCCAAUGCUUCCAAGAAUGAGUCUAUGUGGUUCUUAAAAAUCAGCCAGGAUCAAAUGCUCUUGCAGACAAAGCCAAUAAAAAUUUUGGACUUCUUUCGGGGAACUUGGAAGAGAAAUGCGGCCCAUAUGUACAGCACCAAGGUGUUGGAAGGGUGUACAUAGGGACGUGUUGGGUGCAUGGGUUUUGUCAAGAGGAGGUGUGACCUUUCCCCACAGACCUGAGAGCUGUGCCUUUUCUAUGCAAUACUACAGAUGUCACAUCAGAACCCAGCAGACUGUGCUCAGUGUGGUUCAUUCAGGCUGUAAUCUAAGCAGUUGGGCAGAUUAAAUAUACAUGGAAAUGGGCCGUCUUUUGUAGUUUUAUAUUAUACAAUAAACAGUUAAAAGAUGA
Nannospalax galili (Upper Galilee mountains blind mole rat) is the source of this 5444-nucleotide messenger RNA. RefSeq names its product SERTA domain containing 2 (gene Sertad2). NCBI's taxonomy places the organism in Eukaryota, Metazoa, Chordata, Mammalia, Rodentia, Spalacidae. The coding region runs from base 328 to 1272 and encodes 314 amino acids. Gene Ontology annotation, cellular component: nucleus. Gene Ontology annotation, molecular function: transcription regulator activity. The transcript is spliced from 3 exons. The record is from RefSeq and is a predicted model, not a curated record.